AUGGCCGCGCUGCUCGCCGCCGACCGCUACCUCUCAGAGGAGCUGCUGAGCCUCCGGGUCUACGCGCUGCUGGCCGGGGCCGAGCUGCGCCGCGCCAGCCAGAGCUGCCGCCGCUGGCUCGGGGGGCUGAGGGCUGCCCCGCGCGUCGUGCAGGAGCGGGCGCGGUGGCGGUGGCGGUGGUCCCGUGCGAGCAGCCAUGCGCUGAUCCACGGCGACGACGCGUGCGCGGUGAGGGGCGGGGGCGGCUGGCACCCCGGCGCCGUGGCGAUCGCGGACCUGAGGCUGACCGCGGACUCCGAGGCGGCCUGGCGGGUGGACUCCACCGGCGCUGGUGAGGCGGCGAGCCAGGAGGCGAUGGAGGAGGGCUACGCGUACAUCAUGGGGCGGAAUGACGCCCCGGCCGAUCGGGCGAAGGAACGGUGUACACUGACCGCCAGGCGUCCGCAGGUGCACUCUGGGCAUGUCUCGGGUGUGCAGACGGCCUCUCGGCCUGGCGGGGAGCUGAUGCGCGCCAGGGCCUGGGUCCCAGAGGGGCCCCUGGAGGCCUGGUUCGAUGAUCCUCAGGCGAGCAUGUUCUACGGGGGCAGGAGCCUGCGCUGCUGCUUCUCCACCGGAGACAGCAGCGGCCCGCGCAUCGACUACGUCCAGGCAGACGGCCGCCUGGUGGACGCCUGCCUCUCACGGCUCCGCCACGUAGGCGACUGGGUGGAGUUCCACCUCUCCGCGGGGGUGCUGUCGGCAGUGGACUUCAAGGGCCACACCUUCGUCUGGAGCGGCCGGCUGCCAGCUGGCACCGCGUGGUACCCGACGCUCGCGUGGACGGGGAGCAGCGCGGUGCUGUGCCUGACGUACCCGGAGCACUUCGCCGCGGCGCAGCAGCCGCGCGAGGCGCCGGGUGGCACGUGA
This is a messenger RNA of Prorocentrum cordatum, 906 nucleotides long. Lineage: Eukaryota; Dinophyceae; Prorocentrales; Prorocentraceae. The record is from the annotation of a GenBank genome assembly.